AUGCCUCCUCCCUUAAUAGAUUUUGUCGCCCCGUCCCUCCCGCAACACUGCGAACCCACCUCGCCGUUCCUCGCGACGCUCUCUUCCUACAUCCACAUCUGCCUUCCCACCCCACUCGCCCUGCUCUCGUCUACACUCGGCACUCUCAGCAUCAUAUCAUGGCUAUUCGCCCAGCUUCCGCAGAUCUACAAGAACUUCCAGCUGCAGUCGACAUCGGGGCUGUCUAUAUUCUUCCUGAUCAUAUGGUGUCUUGGUGACAUGGGCAAUCUUCUCGGCGCCCUUUUCACUCGGCAGGCCGGUUGGCAGGUCAUUAUCGCGGGCUACUAUGUUUGCGUGGAUGUGGCUCUGGUGUUCCAGUUCUUCUGGUACACUCAUUACAAGGGCCGUCGGGAUGAUGACUUUGCCACGCUCUCUCGUUAUGAUGACGACACUGCACACCCGAGGGUCAUAGAGGGUAUCUCGUUCUCUGACGACAGCUCGUCGGUAAUCGGUCCUUCUCCACGGGCUUCCGCGGGGUCAGACUCGAAGGACGUUCCCGACAUCAAGGAUCGAUUGGCGGGUGUCGUGAACACUGCAUCAUCUUCAUACUCUAAUGAGAAGAUGAGUUCUUCGCGGCGGUCUAUCGCUAGGUCUGGCAGUAACUCGGGUAUGCAAAACACCGCUGCGCGCACUAUGCUGUUGGCGUCAAUGCUCUGCGCCGUCGCCGCCAAUGCAGCCCCUACAGAAGCUGAUCCAGUCCCGCCCUCCUCGGGUCUGACCCUUGAGUUCUUCGGAACCAUCUUCUCUUGGAUGUCCACAGUUCUCUAUCUCGGCUCCCGACCUCCUCAGCUGUACAAGAACUACCGCCGGAAGAGCACCGCAGGCCUAUCCCCUCUACUGUUCAUGGCAGCAUUCUGCGGCAAUUUCUUUUACUCGUCCUCCCUUCUCACAAACCCGAAUGCUUGGUACGACUUCGCACCGUACGGCGGCGGCGGAUGGGCAGACGCAGACGGCAACAACCGGGUAGACUGGGUGAAGCGCGCCAUCCCUUUCUUCCUCGGGGCCUUUGGUGUCCUCUUCCUGGACGGUUCUAUGGGCGUCCAGUUCCUCAUGUACGGCUCCGACGACGAUUCCGUCAUUGAGGUUGAGGAUCCCAAGCGCGGACGGAGUCGCUGGAAGCGCGUGCACGGCUGGAUGCGAGGCUGGAUUCCUUCUCCUUCGCGGAAGCAAACCGACACCAGCCCCGAGGGCCAGUCUUUACUCGAGGGGGACCGACAACGAUACGGUGCGGUUUGA
Messenger RNA from Aspergillus mulundensis, 1275 nucleotides. RefSeq names its product PQ-loop repeat-containing protein. Lineage: Eukaryota; Fungi; Ascomycota; Eurotiomycetes; Eurotiales; Aspergillaceae. Bases 1 to 1275 code for a protein of 424 amino acids. The transcript has a single exon. The record is from RefSeq and is a predicted model, not a curated record.